GUCAAGGCGGCUGCGCAGAGCCCUUCUCACGCUGGGGCCUCUCAGCCAGAUCCGCGCCGCUCAGCUGACAGCUCCGAAGACUGAAGAGGCGGUACGCUGGUUGAGCCGGGCGUCUCCAGGAGGAGCCGGCGAGUGGAGUUGGCAGGAUUUCUGUAGUAUACCUAGUAUGAGUUCCACAUCUUGGCCUCUUAUCCAGCUUCAGCAGUCUCAUCUCCAUCAUCUGGAGAAUAAAUGAGAUCUGCAUGAGUUCCAAACUGAGCUGAAAUACGGACUGCAGUGCUAAUAUCCUUUUCUUCUGGUUGUUAUUAACAGCUCCUCAGAAAAUUAGAUGUCGUCAGAAGACCGAGAAGCUCAGGAGGAUGAAUUGCUGGCCCUGGCGAGUAUUUAUGAUGGAGAUGAAUUUAGAAAAGCAGAGUCUGUCCAAGGUGGAGAAACCAGGAUCUAUUUGGACUUACCACAAAAUUUCAAGAUAUUUGUGAGCGGCAAUUCAAAUGAGUGUCUCCAGAAUAGUGGCUUUGAAUACACCAUUUGCUUUCUGCCUCCACUUGUGCUGAACUUUGAACUGCCACCAGAUUAUCCAUCCUCCGCCCCACCUUCAUUCACACUUAGUGGCAAAUGGCUGUCACCAACUCAGCUGUCUGCUCUGUGCAAGCACUUAGACAACCUGUGGGAAGAGCACCGCGGCAGCGUGGUCCUGUUUGCCUGGAUGCAGUUUCUUAAAGAAGAGACCUUAGCGUACCUGAAUAUUGUCUCUCCUUUUGAACUCAAGAUGGGUUCUCAGAAAAAAGUUCAGAGGAGGAUGGCUCAAGUGUCUUCCAACACAGAGCUAGAUUUUGGAGGAGCUGCUGGAUCUGAUGUAGACCAAGAGGAAGUUGUGGACGAGAGAGCCGUGCAGGAUGUGGAAUCGUUGUCCAGUCUGAUCCAGGAAAUCUUGGACUUCGAUCAGGCUCAACAGAUAAAAUGCUUUAAUAGUAAAUUGUUCCUGUGCAAUAUCUGCUUCUGUGAGAAGCUGGGUAGUGAGUGCAUGUACUUCUUGGAGUGCAGGCAUGUGUACUGCAAAGCCUGUCUCAAGGACUACUUUGAAAUCCAGAUCAGAGAUGGCCAAGUUCAGUGCCUCAACUGCCCAGAACCCAAGUGCCCUUCAGUGGCCACUCCUGGUCAGGUCAAAGAGCUAGUGGAAGCAGAGUUAUUUGCCCGUUAUGACCGCCUUCUCCUCCAGUCUACCUUGGACCUGAUGGCAGAUGUGGUGUACUGCCCCCGCCCAUCCUGCCAGCUGCCUGUGAUGCAGGAGCCUGGCUGCACAAUGGGCAUCUGUUCCAGCUGCAAUUUUGCCUUCUGUACUUUAUGCAGAUUGACCUACCAUGGGGUUUCUCCAUGUAAGGUGACUGCAGAGAAAUUAAUGGACUUACGAAAUGAGUACCUGCAAGCAGAUGAGGCCAAUAAAAGAUUUUUGGAACAGAGGUAUGGUAAGAGGGUGAUUCAGAAGGCACUGGAAGAGAUGGAAAGUAAGGAGUGGCUAGAAAAGAACUCAAAGAGCUGCCCAUGUUGUGGGACUCCCAUCGAGAAAUUAGAUGGAUGUAACAAGAUGACAUGUACUGGCUGUAUGCAAUAUUUCUGCUGGAUUUGCAUGGGUUCUCUAUCCAGAGCAAACCCUUAUAAACAUUUCACUGAUACUGCUUCCCCAUGUUUUAACCGGUUGUUCCAUGCUGUGGAUGUUAAUGGAGAUAUUUGGGAAGAUGAGGUUGAAGACUAGUUAACUUCUGCUGCUCAAGAUAUGGAAGUGGAGUGGUUUGCCCUAAUCUUUUGUCAAGUAUACAGAGUAACUUUGCAGGAUAUUUAGGGUACCAUUGAUUCCCUCUUCCUAUGUAGAAGAUAUGGGAGAACAAGGUUGAUAUUUUCAUGUGGUACUACUGAUUAAGGCACAUUCAGACAUUUUUCAUUGCAACAUGAUUGAGGAAAUAUUAAGCCAAAGGUUCCGAAAAUGAAAACUAGAAAAUAUUAGUAUUACAAUGUGCCCAAAGCUUUGAGUAGUUAAAAAUUAAAUAUUUAUUUUCUUCUCCAAGCUUUAGGUAAGGAGAGAGGGGUCAAGAGUUAAACUUAUAGUCCUUUUUAUCUCUUGAGAAGCAUCCCUCUAACACAUUCUGUGGGAGCUCCCUCAGUAGUACUGCUUACAGCUGAGGUGGGUAGAAGCCUUAUUAAAAUUGUACCGAGAGCCUGAUGUUAUUUACUCCAUGUUACAUUCUUUCCAACCUGAAUUUCUGCUAAAUUAAUUUUCUUUGGAGGAAGCCCUUUACUCUAUAACUGAUUGGAUGGCCCAGUGUCAUUUUGAUCUGAUUUUCAGGUUAGAAAUUUAUAGAUAAUUUUAAAAAUAUUUUUUGAUACCACAAACACUGUGGGUCACCUGCUAUAUUUAUUAGUGGUCUAUAGUCCACUGUUUUUGAGCCAAGUCUAGAAUUUCUGCUAAAUUAAUUUUCUUUGGAGGAAGCUCUUUACUCUAGCUGAUUGGAUGGCCCAGUGUCAUUUUGAUCUGAUUUUCAGAAUAGAAAUUUAUAGAUAAUUUUAAAAAUAUUUUUUGAUACCACAAACACUGUGGGUCACCUGAUAUAUUUAUUAGUGGUCUAUAGUCCACUGGUUUUGAGCCCAGUCUAGAAUUUAUUGAUACUGGCUCAGAAGAAUUUCAGCCCUAUUCAACUUUCCUGUUCCUUCUAGGCAGUAGAGCCUAGAUUCAGAAUGACUUGUCUUCUGUUCUGCAUUCUUUCUGUUGACUCUUGCCCUGCUUUUCAUUGGUAAGGACAAUUUUAAUAUUAGCUCCAGCAGCUCAUAUUUCUAUUUCCUCUGCUGGGAUAGGAGAAAGCCUAAUAUGUUCCCAAGCCGAACAAGCUGAACUUUAAUUAUCUGCGUUUUGAACACUGCACCACCAUAGUUCCAGUCCUAACUUUCUGAAUUCUUUUUAAAGGGCUUCUCUAAUGAGCUAUGGAAAUUUGUCUUCCUAUCCUUUUUUUUUUUUUUUUUUUUGCAACAGCACUGUUUCAGGGGAUAAUUUUGGCUUGAUACCUAGAUCCUUGUUUCUGGGUUUUGCUGGCUUUUUGAAAAAUUGUCUUUUCUUGUGGUUUGGUGAGCGGCUUGGUAGCAAAAUAAGAUUUUUGGCAAAAAAAGGACAGAGGAAUUCAGCUGCAGCUGUGAACAUGCUCUUUUUUCAUGCCUUGUCAUUGAAAAUUGGGGAAUCACUUUUAACCAUUUUAAGUGUGUGUAUCCAAAGAGCACGGACUGUUUCUGGAUUGUCAAUGAGGAUGCUUAAUCUUAAAAAUAAAAAUUAUUUAAAAAUUGUCUUAUAAUUAAAGCAGAGUUGCUGCUCUGUGUUCUGUCACCAAGGCAACUGAUCACAUUUAAAAACUAUAUGGUAAAAAAACAAAAAAACAAAAAAAACUAUAUGGUAUAUAACACAUAUUCUUAAAAUGAGCAGAAGAAAGUCAUAGUACAGCACCUCCGCUUGUGACUGAACUUAGAUUUUAGGACUCAUAUUUUGUUUGAACUACAUGGACUUCGAUUCAGCACAUUUAAUGUAAGAACGAAAGUUAACUUAAAGAAUAAGUUGAAGAAAUGGAAAUUAAAACAACUAAUUAUACAGUACAUACUUGAGAAGAGUGCUUCUUCUCAGUGACUGGAUAGGAGUUCAAUUCAUCUUUCACUACUAGCCACUCAGAAGCUCUUUAGUUCAUGGGCUAGUUGAUGUUGCUAGAGAUUAUUUUAUUUUAGGCUGUUGUACAUUAUGUUGAUGAUGUAUUGGAAGUAGGAAAGAAGCCUUAGUUUCGUGAAACAAAUGGCAGGGUUUUUCUCCAUGAUUUUAAAAAACAACGUGGGCUUCCCUGGUGGCGCAGUGGUUAAGAAUCUGCCUGCCAAUGCAGGGGACAUGGGUUUGAGCCUCGGUCCGGAAAGAUCCCACAUGCCAUGGAGCAACUAAGCCCAUGAGCCACAACUACUGAGCCUGCACUCUAGAGCCCGCGAGCCACAACUACUGAAGCCCGUGCGCCUAGAGCCCAUGCUCUGCAACAAGAGAAGCCACCACAAUGAGAAGCCCGCGCACCGCAACAAGGAGUAGCCCCCGCUCGCCGCAACUAGAGAAAGCCUGCGUGCAGCAACGAAGACCCAACGUAGCCAAAAAUAAAUAAAUUAAAUAAAUAAAUAACACAACA
Balaenoptera acutorostrata (minke whale) is the source of this 4193-nucleotide messenger RNA. RefSeq names its product ring finger protein 14 (gene RNF14). Gene Ontology annotation, molecular function: ubiquitin protein ligase activity; zinc ion binding; ubiquitin conjugating enzyme binding. Lineage: Eukaryota; Metazoa; Chordata; Mammalia; Artiodactyla; Balaenopteridae. Gene Ontology annotation, biological process: protein polyubiquitination; positive regulation of proteasomal ubiquitin-dependent protein catabolic process; ubiquitin-dependent protein catabolic process. Gene Ontology annotation, cellular component: ubiquitin ligase complex; cytoplasm. The record is from RefSeq and is a predicted model, not a curated record. The coding region runs from base 329 to 1753 and encodes 474 amino acids. The transcript has 9 exons.